Molecule: messenger RNA, 1122 nt
Organism: Penicillium coprophilum
Lineage: Eukaryota; Fungi; Ascomycota; Eurotiomycetes; Eurotiales; Aspergillaceae
Product: magnesium transporter CorA family protein
Exons: 2
Coding region: 1-1122 (373 amino acids)
Biological process (GO): magnesium ion transmembrane transport; intracellular magnesium ion homeostasis
Cellular component (GO): plasma membrane
Molecular function (GO): magnesium ion transmembrane transporter activity
Source: RefSeq, a predicted model, not a curated record
AUGGAGACAAAACAAGAAAAGAAGCUGGCAGCCGACCAGCCGCUGUUUGAUCGGUUUAGCUUCUUUUCGUCAAAAACGCGACAAGCGAUCGCCUCGUCCACCUGGGAUGGUCUGUUCCCCAGCGGAAACAUCGACCAUAUCUUCCAGGAGAAACAUAAAAGUCGUCCCGAUCCCAACGAACCGAUUUGGUGGAUUGACAUCCGCGACGCCACUGAACAAGAUGUCGACGCUGUCUCGCAAGCCUUGUCCAUCCAUCCCCUGACGGCGGAGGAUAUUGUUAUUCGUGAACCUCGAGAGAAAGUUGACGUCUUCAAGAAUUACUACCUGAUUUCGUUCCAGACUCUCGUGGAAAACAAGGCCAAAGGGGAGCGACCGGGGGUUCCCAUCUCGGCUGCAUUAUACAUUCUUGUCUUUCAAUAUGGCGUGGUCACCUUCUCGCCUAGUGGUUGUGGACACGUCGUUCGGGCGCGAGAACGGAUUCGUAAAAUGCAUGAUCCCUCUAUAUUGACUAGCGACUGGGUUUGCUAUGCAAUGAUAGACGAAAUCAUCGAUAGCUUCGAGCCAUUUGUUCGGGAGGCGGAGCGUGAGUCCGAGGCAAUCGAGGAUCAAGUCUUCAUUAGUCGCAUCGACGACGCCCAAGCUCUCAUUCCGCAAGUCGACGUUCUGCGCAAGAAAAUCACUCACAUCAUCCGCUGCCUCAAUGGCAAGGUCGACGUGUUGAACGGAUUUGUGAAGCGCUGUCAGUCGCCUGACAAGCACCCUGUCUUCCCCGACGGUGAUCUGCUUCUAUAUCUCGGCGAUGUUCAGGAUCAUUUGGUCACAACGUUGUCGACUCUCGGGCACAUCGAUGAGAUUAUUGGUCGGUCCCAGGCCAAUUAUCUGGCCCAGAUGAGCGCUACAAAUCUCCGAUUGAGUUUAACCAUCAACUCUGGUUUGAGCAAGGUCACUCUUCUGGCUACUAUCUUCGUGCCGUGCCACCUAGUUACGGGUCUGUGGGGAAUGAACGUCCCUGUCCCGGGGCAAGAUGCUAAUGGGCUGGCGUGGUUUCUUGGCAUCCUGGGUGGUUUUGUGGCAUUUAUGGUUAUUUGUAUCGGCGUGGCUGUGAGGUAUAAACUCCUGUAG